AUGACAAUCACAUACCCCUCCGUCAUCUCCGUGCCGGGCUCGGCGCAGCGCAACAUCGGCACCGUCAUCGAGUGUCUCGAGCCGCUCGUCAACGGCCCCGUGCCGGCGAAAUACGUGCUCGAGCUCGCAUCGUUCCCGUACCAGCAUAUACGGGGGUACGCGGCGCAGUGGCCGCACGUGCAUUUCUCGGGCACGGUGCGGGACGCGGACGAGCUGGAGAAGACGCCGAUGGAGGGCAUUCCUGGCAACAUUGCGCCGCCAGAGAAGCUCGAUAUCGCGAUUCAGGAGGACUGGGACGCGCUGUUCAAGACUGUGAACGAGCCUUUUGAUGGUGUGAUCAUGGUCAACCUCGUCCACUGCACGCCCGAAGGCCUCCCCGAACACGUCUUCCGCAACCUCUCGCCGCUGACGCCCGAGGGCCGACGCGUGCUCGCCCCCGGCGCAUGGAUAGGCGUGUACGGCGCCUACCUGAACGACGACGGUAGCUUCCGGUCCGACGGGGACGCCAAGUUUGACGCCGAGUACAUCAAGGGCGUGCACCCGUCGCUGGGCUUGCGGACACCCAAGUCGCUGCGUGCAAUGGCGGAGAAGUGGGGAUGGCGCGAGGAGAGUCAGAGUGUUGUGGCAAAAGGCAACCUGUUUAUUGUGUUCAGGGCGACCAUCCCGAACUGA
Cutaneotrichosporon oleaginosum is the source of this 672-nucleotide messenger RNA. RefSeq lists its product as uncharacterized. Lineage: Eukaryota; Fungi; Basidiomycota; Tremellomycetes; Trichosporonales; Trichosporonaceae. The record is from RefSeq and is a predicted model, not a curated record.